AUGACUUCAAAGUACAUGGAGAGUAUUGGCGCUUCUGGCGACUGCCAGCUCCAUCCCAUUGUUCCGGGUAUAUAUGUACCCACCCUCUGCUUUUUCAAUCCGGAGACUGAGGAUCUUGACCUUUUAACCAUCGGUAAACACGCCGUGAGACUUGCGCAAGCUGGAGUAACCGGACUCACAAUCCACGGCUCCAACGGGGAAGCUGUCCAUUUGUCCAACGAUGAACGGAGCGAGAUUAUUCGUACGACAAGAAAGGCCCUUAACGACGCCGGGUUUCAAUCCAUGCCCCUGAUGGCGGGCUGCAGCGCAAACUCCACCAGAGAAACCAUCAAGCAAUGUCAAGAUGCCUACAAAGCUGGCGCCGACUGCGCUCUAGUCCUGACGGCGUCUUACUAUCGUACCUUGUUUACACCAGACUCGGUGAUUCAAUAUUUCCACGACGUUGCAGACGCCUCCCCGAUUCCUAUUAUCAUUUACAAUUAUCCACCGGUCGUUGGCGGGCUUGAUCUAGACUCUGACACCCUGAUCACCCUGAGCAAACAUCCAAAUAUCAUCGGUUGCAAAUUUACCUGUGGAAAUACAGGGAAGCUAAACCGCGUCGUCGCUGCGCAGCGUCGAGACGCCUCAGGCUCCUCAGGGAAACCAACGGCUCCAGGUUUCUUAUGUUUCGGCGGCUCGGGAGAUUUUACCCUCCAGACCCUGAUCGGUGGUGGUGUCGGGAUUAUUGGUGGUAUUGGCAAUCUAGCUCCAAAAACCUGCGUUCAAGUUGAGCAGCUGUUCCGCCAGGGCAAGUUGGCGGAGGCACAGAAAGUCCAAGAGGUUCUGGCUAGGGGCGACUGGGCUGCAAUUCAAGGUGGCGUGGUUGGUAUUAAGUCCGCAAUGAUGUCCCAUUGCGGAUACGGAGGCUAUGGGAGGAAGCCACUUCCCCGACCAACAGAGGAGGAGCAGAAGGUUUAUGCGCAGCAGUUCCGGGAGCUUGUUGAGUUUGAGAAUUCCUUGUAA
Messenger RNA from Coccidioides immitis RS, 1002 nucleotides. RefSeq names its product dihydrodipicolinate synthetase. The transcript has a single exon. NCBI's taxonomy places the organism in Eukaryota, Fungi, Ascomycota, Eurotiomycetes, Onygenales, Onygenaceae. The record is from RefSeq and is a predicted model, not a curated record. The coding region runs from base 1 to 1002 and encodes 333 amino acids. Gene Ontology annotation, molecular function: 4-hydroxy-tetrahydrodipicolinate synthase activity.